CGGGCUCCGUGCCUACCCUGUCAGUGCUGUGGUAGCGCUCCCACAAACGCUCCGACGCAGGGCGGCGUGCUGCCGGAGCUCUUGUUCGCUGGCGGGAAUCUGUUCUAAAAGCGCCUGGGCAAGCGGAAUUGUUGCACGUAACCGUUUCGGUGGCGCGUAUAGGUUUGAGGUCUGGCCGACCGUACUGCUUGCCCUGCUGCUGCACGCCUGCGUGUGUUUUCCACAGCGAAAAUCACUCCGCGUCUCUCUGGAGCACAUCCAGGAUUGCCUACGUUUGUCUCAAACUCGGUGUAUUUUUUUCACGGGGAAUCUUGUUUUUUGUAUUUUCUGUGGAAAUAAAAGCACCAUGUAAGCUCUGAGAAACACGGGGGCCACACAGAGUGGUGCACUGAGGUGCACUGAGAUGCAGAAAUGCUGUACGGGGCUUACGUGGUUUUUAAUGUUUUAAUAUCUUUAGGCUGAAGGGAACCUAGGUGCCUGAUGUCCUGUAGCAGGGCAGCUGGAGGGGAAGCUCAGCUUUCCUCAGUAGAAAUAAUGAAGGGCCCACAGAAGGGCAACACAGCUGUGAGCUGGAGCCGGGUGUCUUAUGGGAGUGGCUGAGGGAAUUGGAAUUGGGAUGGGUCAGUCUGGGGAGCAGGGGAGACCUCAUUGCUUUCUGCAGUUCCUGAAAGGAAGUGGUGGAGAGGUGGGGUUGGCCUCUGCUCCCAGGUAACGGUGAGAGGUGACAGCCAGGGGGAGUUGUGCCAGGUGAAGGUCAGAAUGGGAGUUAGGACAUGUUUCUUCUCAGAGUGGUGAUGCAUAGGCACAGGCUGCCUGGGGAGGUGGGGGGGUCGCCGUCCCUGGAGGUGUUGCAGAGCUGUAAAGAUAUGGUACUGAGGCACGUGGGCAGUGAUCUGGUGAUCGAACAAGAUGACCUUAGGAGUCGUUUCCAACUGUAAUGAUUCUAUGCAAAAGGAUAAUGUGAGAUAUGCUGGUGUGGUUGGGUCACGGCCCUUGCGGAGCUGCUGAAUGCUGACAGGGUUUGAGGAGCUCAGAGGUACCUCUCAGGGCUCACCUGCCCUCACACAGCUGCGUGUAUGUUUGCAGCUCACUGUCCUUGGAAGAGCAGUGUGAUGGAUGUCCUACGGCCCACCCUGGUCAGGAUCGGUGGGCGAGUGUACAGGAAGAACGUCAUUCACGAGCGGGUCCAACAGCAGGAGGAGGAGGACUUCUACACAGGGCCCAGUGACUGUGCGGAUGAACCAUGCGAUGCCUUUGUGGUGGAAGAGACUGAGAAAGGCUUCCAGUGCAGAGUGGAGGUUCCCAGCCCCUUAUACAAGUACAUAAUAGGGAAGAAAGGAGAAACCAAGAAGAGACUAGAAACAGAGACUCGAACCUCAAUCAGCAUUCCCAAGCCUGGAGUGGAAGGAGAAAUUGUGAUCACAGGGCAGCAGCGCGGCGCCGUCAUCUCGGCCCGGACACGCAUCGAUGUGCUUCUCGACAGCUUCCGUAAGAAGCAGCCCUUCACACACUUCCUGUCCUUGGCUCUCAACCAGCCCGUCAUCCAGGAGAAGUUCCUGCAGUUCAAGGAGGAGGUGCUGGAGAAAUGCUCACAGGAUCACGGGGUCAGCAGCAGCCUGUUCCAGAACCCUGCAAAGCUCCACCUGACGCUGGGGACGCUGGUGCUGCUGAACGAACAGGAGAUCCAGAGAGCAUGUGACCUCCUGCAGCAGUGCAAAGAGGACUUUGUAGACCAAAUUACGGGAGGCAAGCCUCUGAGCGUGGAGGUGACUGGGGUGGAGUACAUGAACGACGACCCUGCCAUGAUGGAUGUCCUUUAUGCCAAAGUUCACAUGAAGGAUGGCUCAGACAAGCUGCAGAUGAUAGCUGAUCAGCUGGUGGAGAGGUUCGUCGCCUCAGGUUUGAUGCUUAGGGAAUGGGAUAGGGUGAAACUGCACGCUACUGUCAUGAACACGCUAUUCAGGAAAGACCCAAGCGGUGCUGAAGAGCGAAGCAACACAGUGACUGGUAAAUCAUCCUUCAAGGAGAGGGAGUCAUUUAAUGGGCGAAACAUCCUCAAGCUCUUUGAGAACUUCUCCUUUGGCGAGGCGCAGCUGGACGCGGUGCUGCUCUCCCAGCGCUACUCCUCGGAUGCCUCUGGGUACUAUGGCACAGCAGGGCGGCUGCUACUGCACUGACCAGGGGACGGUUGCUGCACAAGUGAUGGAGAGUAGUGGCUGCGCGUGGCUCAGGGGCAGCUUAUGCCUUGUAGCAUGGCUGUACUGCAGGGGGGAGCCUGGGGCUUGUGGGGGGGUGUGCGAUUCCUCUGCCCUAUUCGGCCACAGUGAGAGCUCAGCUCCAGCAGUGUGCCUGCCUGGUGUCGGCCUACAAAUAAAGGAGUUUUGUUUACGGGCAAGCAUUUGU
This is a messenger RNA of Centrocercus urophasianus (Greater sage-grouse), 2403 nucleotides long. RefSeq names its product activating signal cointegrator 1 complex subunit 1 (gene ASCC1). The coding region runs from base 1077 to 2177 and encodes 366 amino acids. The record is from RefSeq and is a predicted model, not a curated record. The transcript is spliced from 9 exons. Gene Ontology annotation, biological process: DNA alkylation repair; regulation of DNA-templated transcription. Gene Ontology annotation, molecular function: RNA binding. Lineage: Eukaryota; Metazoa; Chordata; Aves; Galliformes; Phasianidae. Gene Ontology annotation, cellular component: nucleus.